AUGGGUGAAACCGAUAACAAUAUCAUGGGAUUCACGAUGAACCCUUAUAACCGUAUGCUCUCCGCUGGGGGCGCUUGUGGCGGAGAAGGAGCUCUGAUAGCAUUGAGAGGCUCACCCAUUGGCUUCGGAACUGAUCUUGCUGGCUCCACCCGCAUCCCGGCUUCCUACAACAACCUGUAUGCCCUGAAAGCUUCCGAGCAGCGAUUACCACAGAGUGGCAUUGCUGCGAUUCUUCCUGGACUGCCGAUUGCCGCCGGUUCCAUUGGCAUACUCUCUUAUGACCUCGACGGAAUCCAGACAGUCUUCCGAGCUAUACUGGAGGCAAGUCCGUGGACAUCUGACAUUGAUAUGCUGGAGAUCCCGUGGCGCCAGGAGAAGUAUGAUCGGAUUCUUGCGCGAGGUUGCAGCUCAACAUCGCCGGCAGCGAAUGGGCGGCUUGUCUUUGGAAUUAUGAACUCCGACAAUAAUGUGUCUCCACACCCACCAAUUUGCAUCGCAUUACAAGUGGUGAAAACGGCCUUGAUGGAGAGCGGCUACGAGGUAGUCGACUGGACACCACCGCCUCAGAACACGGCUGUAGAGACUCUUUUUAAAAUAUUCGGAGCGACGGGCGCACAGGAGAUCCGUGCCGCAAUCGAUGCUAGUGGGGAACCUCCGGUGAUGCAAAUGCGAACAUGGUAUGAGCAAUCCCGAGGAGAAAACAUUACCACCUCGGAAUUCUGGCAACUUUGUGCGGAGCUGCAGGAAUAUCGAAGAGCAUACGCGGAAUACUGGCGCUACAUGGAUACCCAGACCACUUCUGGACGCGGUAUUGAUGGCGUUAUUCAGCCCGUCGCUCCAUACGUGGCAGCCCAUCAGAACGACUUCCAAUACUACUCGUAUUCCGCAAUCGCCAACGUGUUGGACGUCCCAGCAGCGGCGUUUCCAGUGUCUCCGGGCUUCUCUUCGGCCCAGUUGGCGAAUGCUACGGAGGCCAAUCCCAGAACUCUCGGCGAAGAGGAUGAACGAGUGUGCGCAAAUUAUCGACCGGAGGAUGUACAGCACAUGCCGGUCGGGCUACAGGUCUUGGGCCGUCGUCUACAAGAAGAAACAGUAUUGGCUAUGGCGCAGGCGAUCAGAGAAGCAUUGCAGAGGCAAGCCUCGAACCAAUAACGGUAGCACGAUUGCGUACAUUUGGUAUCAGGGGCGGAGAGCGAGACGGGCACGCGCCGGCCGAGAGCGCCGUGGCGGGCUUGGCACCGAAACUCCGAAGUGGUCGAGUGUUGCGAUAGAGAUUGACUCCUUCAUUCCGCGC
Neohortaea acidophila is the source of this 1294-nucleotide messenger RNA. RefSeq names its product amidase signature domain-containing protein. Bases 1 to 1152 code for a protein of 383 amino acids. The transcript has 7 exons. NCBI's taxonomy places the organism in Eukaryota, Fungi, Ascomycota, Dothideomycetes, Mycosphaerellales, Teratosphaeriaceae. The record is from RefSeq and is a predicted model, not a curated record.